Messenger RNA from Cucurbita maxima (winter squash), 741 nucleotides. RefSeq names its product zinc finger protein CONSTANS-LIKE 4-like. NCBI's taxonomy places the organism in Eukaryota, Viridiplantae, Streptophyta, Magnoliopsida, Cucurbitales, Cucurbitaceae. The transcript is spliced from 2 exons. Gene Ontology annotation, biological process: regulation of flower development. Bases 41 to 643 code for a protein of 200 amino acids. Gene Ontology annotation, cellular component: nucleus. The record is from RefSeq and is a predicted model, not a curated record. Gene Ontology annotation, molecular function: protein binding.
AAAAACAAAGGUAUUCAAUCGCUCUCUCCUCCACCUCAUCAUGCACAGUCACUCAGCCGCCACCGCAGAUGCCUCCCUGAGCCACCUCCAACCGCCGCCACCUUUCCCGUCGUUCUCAAAUUUGAUAUAUUCCCACAACCCUUUCCCAAUAGUAGAGGCAUUGGAGGUUAGUUAUAGUGGGAGUAGUAGUGGAGGUUGUAGUAGCUACGGGUCUCCAACAUCGCACCCUGGGCUAAGCCAUGGUCCAAGCUCUCGCCGACCACUCACAAGGGCUUACAGCUCCGGUCAUAAUGAGAGAAGAGGCGAAGAGAGGGCAUGGUCCAGUGAAAGCAGUCUGAUAAUAGAAGGAAUGAGAAGAGCUUCUCCAUACACUCCCCAAGAGAAGAGACACAGAAUUGAAAGAUACAAAACCAAGAGAAACCAAAGGAAUUUUAAUAAGAAGAUUAAGUAUGAAUGCAGGAAGACACUGGCAGAUAGUAGAAAGCGCAUUAGAGGGAGAUUUGCGAGAAAUGAAGAAGCUGAGAAUAGUAACUCGACUAGCUCACCGAUAGAGACGUGGAGCUGCUACGACAAUGCCAUGGCCGAGGACGAUGCCUCUUGGACAACCUUUCUUGAUUCUUACUCUCUUAACUUCGUUCCUUGAUUUACAUGAUCCUCCCGAAUCUUACUUUUUUUUUUCUUAUUGUACCUUAAAACGUUCGAACCUCUAUCUUGUAAUUGUUUGAAUUGAAAGAAAAACAA